Messenger RNA from Benincasa hispida (wax gourd), 3358 nucleotides. It is a transcript of the gene MRLK, whose product is annotated as meristematic receptor-like kinase. Gene Ontology annotation, biological process: protein phosphorylation. The record is from RefSeq and is a predicted model, not a curated record. NCBI's taxonomy places the organism in Eukaryota, Viridiplantae, Streptophyta, Magnoliopsida, Cucurbitales, Cucurbitaceae. Gene Ontology annotation, molecular function: protein binding; ATP binding; protein kinase activity.
CCCAUCACUGAAAACACAAAGACAUAGCCGUUGGAGGAGCGGUAUUGCCACCUUCCCUAAAACCCUCUCCCUCUCUCUCUCUCUCUCUCUCUGUGUUCAAUCCUCUCCCAAAAAAAUAAAAAACAACCCUAAACCUUGAGAAACACAAAAAUCAGAAUCAAACCCAAAAAAAAAAAAAAGGAAACUAGCCGUUAAGGCCAUCAAACAAGAGAAGAAGAGCCUCUGGUCCCUUAUUGCAUCCACCUGACAUUUGUGUCUCUCUCAGGGAUUCACGUGGUCUUUUCUUCAUCAAAAAACCCCAUUUCUUAUUCAUCUCUACAAAACCCCUCUCUAAAAAAGGAAACUAGCCGUUAAGGCCAUCAAACAAGAGAAGAAAAUCUUCUUCCUCAUCCUCCUCUGCUUCCAAUUUCUUCUUUCCCCUAUGCUCUAUUCCAUUUCCAUUCCAUUUUCAUCCCCUCUCACUCUUUUCUUUGCUCUUCUUUAGCUUUUCUAUGGAUGAUCCUCAAACCCCAUUUGAUUUCACCUCUUUUUGGAGAUACCCAUUUCGGGAUUUUGGUGUUUUCUUCACUCAAUCUCCUGAUGGGCUCUGUUUUUCUUCAUAUAAGAAGAUUCUGAGAAAAAACCCUAAUGGGUUUGUUUCUUGUGGAUUGGGUUUGUUGUUUUUGUUGUUUAAUUUGGUUUUUGUUCAACCUGUUUUGAGUCAGGAUUGGGAUGGUGUGGUUGUGACUCAAGCUGAUUUUCAAUCCCUUCAGGCUUUUAAGCAAGAGCUUGAUGAUCCUAAAGGGUUUUUGAAGAGUUGGAAUGAUAGUGGAUUUGGGGCUUGUUCUGGUGGUUGGGUUGGGAUUAAAUGUGCUAAAGGACAGGUUAUUGUAAUACAGCUUCCUUGGAAGGGAUUAGGAGGUAGAAUCACUCAGAAGAUUGGCCAACUUCAAGCACUUAGGAAGCUUAGUUUACAUGAUAACUUCAUUGGUGGAUCAAUCCCUUCUUCAUUGGGGCUUCUUCCUAAUCUUAGAGGAGUUCAGUUGUUUAAUAAUCGAUUUUCGGGUUCGAUCCCGGCUUCAUUGGGCCUUUGUCCUCUGCUUCAAACUCUUCACAUUAGUAACAAUUUGCUCACUGGAACAAUCCCACCUACUUUGGCAAACUCCACCAAGCUCUAUUGGCUUAACUUGAGCUUUAACUCGUUUUCGGGUCCAAUUCCUACGAGUCUUGCUCGAUCGGUGUCCCUUACUUUUCUUGAUCUUCAACAUAACAAUCUCUCAGGCAACAUUCCUGACUCUUGGGGCGGCGAUGUCACCGAGCGAAACCGGGUGUUUCAGCUCAAGUCUCUGACUCUUGAUGGCAAUCUCCUCUCAGGUACUAUACCAACUUCUUUAAGCAAGUUAAGUGAGCUUCAAGUGGUUUCCCUUAGCCACAAUAGGUUAAAUGGUGGCAUUCCUGAAGAAAUUAGUAAGCUUUUUCUGCUGAAAACUCUGGAUGUUUCCAAUAAUUUCCUUAAUGGAAGCUUGCCACAAAAUUUUGAUAGAUUGAGAAACCUCUCUAUUCUCAACUUGAGUAGAAACAGAUUCAAUGGUCAAAUUCCUGAAACUUUAGGGAACAUUUCAACACUUACACAACUUGAUUUAUCUCAGAACAAUCUAAGUGGAGAAAUACCAGCUUCUCUUGCUGAUUUACAAGGUCUUCAAUCCUUAAAUGUCUCAUACAAUAACCUUUCGGGUUUGGUUCCUCCACCUCUCGCCGAGAAAUUCAAUGCAAGUUCCUUUGUUGGGAACAUUCAGCUCUGUGGGUUCAGUGGUUCGAUUCUGUGCCCAUCCCCAGCCCCUUCUCAAGAAGCUCCUGCUCCUCCACCAGAAAGUUCAACAACCCGACAUCGGAAGUUAAGUACUAAAGAUAUAAUCCUCAUAGCAGCAGGAGCCCUCCUUCUAGUAUUGGUUAUAGUUUUCUUUGUAUUGCUCUGCUGCUUGAUAAGGAAAAGGGCUGCUUCAAAAGGAAAGGAUGGUGGUGAGGCUGCAGCAGCUGGGGCUGCAAGGGCAGAGAAGGGCGUUCCUCCGACUAGCAGUGAAGUUGAAGCAGGAGGAGGGGAUGCCGGUGGAAAGCUCGUCCAUUUCGACGGGCAAACGGUCUUCACAGCAGAUGAUCUUUUGUGUGCAACAGCAGAAAUAAUGGGAAAGAGUACUUAUGGGACUGUUUACAAGGCUACAUUGGAAGAUGGAAAUCAAGUCGCGGUGAAGAGAUUGAGAGAGAAAAUCACUAAGAGCCAGAAGGAAUUUGAAGCAGAGGUGAACAUACUUGGUAAGAUCAGGCAUCCAAAUCUACUAGCUUUGAGAGCUUAUUACUUGGGACCCAAAGGAGAAAAGCUUCUCGUUUUCGAUUACAUGCCGAACGGGAGUCUCGCAGCGUUCCUGCACGCUCGUGGACCGGACACAUCCAUUGAUUGGCCGACGAGGAUGAAGAUAGCUCAGGGUAUGACCCGUGGCCUGUGUCACCUUCACGUGCAUGAGAACAGUAUCCAUGGAAACCUAACAUCCAGCAACAUUCUACUUGAUGAGUACAUUAAUGCUAAGAUUGCAGAUUUUGGCUUGUCAAGGUUGAUGACUGCAGCUGCAAGCUCAAAUGUGAUAGCUACAGCAGGGGCACUUGGAUACCGAGCACCAGAGCUCUCAAAGCUGAAGAAAGCAAAUACGAAAACCGACAUUUACAGCCUUGGAGUAAUCAUAUUGGAACUCUUGACUGGUAAGUCUCCCGGUGAGGCCAUGAACGGAGUCGAUUUGCCACAAUGGGUUGCAUCCAUCGUCAAAGAGGAAUGGACUAAUGAAGUUUUCGAUUUGGAGCUGAUGAGGGAUGCAUCUACAAUUGGUGAUGAGUUACUAAACACUCUGAAACUCGCUUUGCAUUGUGUCGACCCUUCACCAUCAGCGAGACCGGAAGUUCAACAAGUUUUGCAACAACUGGAGGAGAUUAGGCCAGAAACUGCUCCAAGUUCUGGGGAUGAUGGAGCAGGAGGAGGAGGCCCUUCAAUAAGUGAGUGAAAAAAAAGGCUUUUUCCAAACAAGUGCAAUGUAGGAUGAUAGAAAGAGCGACUUCUGUGUGAUUCUUUUAAUUCUUUUAAGGGUGUUUUUGUCUUAGAAUUUAAUAUGGUUGGCCUCUCGAGCAAAAACAGCUCAUAUAUUUUGUUUCAAGGCCAAUUUUUCUACUUUGAUAAGUAAAUGACUAGAAUUCUAGUUAUAUAUAAUAUUAUUUUCCAUAUCUGCUGAGUACUAUAUUGAAUAACAACAGUUCACUUCCCUGUAAAUUUGCAAUCAAAUUUGAGAAUAAAUUCUUCUACAUAUCGUGUAAAUAAAGCGCUCGACGAAAGAGUUUA